Talpa occidentalis (Iberian mole) is the source of this 944-nucleotide messenger RNA. It is a transcript of the gene CRIPTO, whose product is annotated as teratocarcinoma-derived growth factor 1. The transcript is spliced from 6 exons. The coding region runs from base 1 to 504 and encodes 167 amino acids. The record is from RefSeq and is a predicted model, not a curated record. NCBI's taxonomy places the organism in Eukaryota, Metazoa, Chordata, Mammalia, Eulipotyphla, Talpidae.
AUGGAGCCCUGCAGUGUGAUGUUGAUUGUGGUCAUUUCCAAAGUGUUUGGUUUGGGAUUAGUUGCAGGUCUGGCUUUCAGAAGUGACAGCACUGGGCCCCAAGAGGAACCUGCCACUCAUCUUCGUUCUUCCCAGUUUGUGCCGUCCAUGGGAAUCCAGGACAGUAAGGAGCUAAACAAAACCUGCUGUCUGAAUGGGGGAACCUGCAUGCUCGGGUCCUUUUGUGCCUGCCCCCCCUCCUUUUAUGGGCGAAACUGCGAGCAUGAUGUCCACAAAGAGAACUGUGGGCCUGUACCCCACGGUACCUGGCUGCCCAGGAGGUGCUCCAUGUGUAAAUGCUGGCAUGGCCAGCUCCACUGCUUCUCUCAGGCCUUCCUGCCCGGCUGUGAUGGUCCUGUGAUGGAUGAGCGCCUCGCAGCUUCCAGGACACCAGAGCUGACAUGGUCUGCGUGCACCACUCUAAUGCUGGCUGGCCUGUGCCUGGCUGUACAAAGUUACUGUUGAUCUACAUUUACCUGCAACAUUUGUCAUGCAAAUGUCACGGCCAGUCAAGGCUGUCCCUCCAGGGUCCAGACUGAGAGAUGACCCCUUAAUUGCCUUAAAAUAGUGAAUACAUUUUCAUAACGGUCCCUAACAUUUCCUCGAGGUACCAGUUACUUUCCUCUGCCUGCCCUUCCCCAAAAAACUAACUUAAAAAGUAAGCUAUAUCUGCUUUAUCUGCAUUGUGCCCAAGUCCUGCCUCUCUCGAUAAGUGUAACUCUACCAAAGGCUUCCUGUGUUUUAAACAAUUAAAUACUAUCUUCAGAUGAUUUUCAGGCUAAUCCUAAUGUGAAGCUGAGGAUGAAGUCUUGAAUAGAGACUUUUCAAAUCAAUCAAGACAAUAUCUUGAAAAGAAAAGGAAAGGAAGCAUCUUUAAGGAGAGUAAAUGAGAGGGGAGGGGUUGA